CAUGGCCUUCACCCAAAUUUGAACCAGUAAAGAGCCAGACCAGAAGCCCCACAAUAUGCCUUAAAGCAAAUAUUGGAGGUACCGACAAGACACUACAGCCGUUUAUCAGGAAUAUCUUCCCCUUGAAUGAUAACUGAGAUGUUCCCGAUUCGUAGCUGUAGACUGUAGUGUCUUAUAUGUAGCGGUAGCAGAUCCAGACUCUGAAGUAAACAUCGCUAUUCGCUAGCGUCACGGAGACGGAGGUCCCCAAUCACAAAAGGACAAAAUAAGAAGAUUGGGUUUUUGUGCAAAACAACUCCGUAAAAACUAACUAUAGUUACGGCCUUACGGUUACGGGUAUCACAUCAUACCCAGAUACACUCACCCUCAUGACGUUGUCGAUUAUAUCCGGCCGUCCAUAGCGAUGUUUGGAACUGGUCCACAUGUACUUUUCUCAGCGUGAGAUCUAUUGGGGACGAUCAACCUUAGAUCCACUGUAUACUUCUCCAAAUAUAAUAGAUAGAGCAACGCUUCGUGAAGAAUUACCGAUAGACAUAACGGCUAGUUUUGGAACGGUAACUCCAACGGUCGAAUAAUUCGAAAAUUCUUCUCAUAUCAACGCCUCGCUCACCAAGGGAAAGUAGAUCUUCUCUCCCGUCUGUGCUCUGUUCUCUCUCAACUUGACUCUACUCUCUCUCCCUCUAUCUUUCUCAUCUCCGUUUCUCUCCCAUAGAACUGCUUCAUCUGUACAAACUGCAGAAACCCUUCAACUAGGAUGAUGAUGCAGGAUCUAUGGAACGCCGCCCAACCUGGUCUCAGACCUUCAAAAUCUGCUCCUUGUUCACCAGUCAAGCCUUUGGGGGUCGCCAGAACUCGCUCGGAGUCCUUUCAUGUCACUCACAAAGUUCCUGUUGGAGAUACUCCUUACGUAAGGGCAAAAAAUGUUCAGUUGGUGGAUAAGGACCCUGAGAGAGCAAUUCCACUGUUCUGGGCUGCAAUCAAUGCCGGAGAUAGGGUUGACAGUGCUCUGAAAGACAUGGCUAUUGUAAUGAAGCAACAAAACAGGGCUGAAGAAGCCAUUGAAGCCAUCAAGUCACUGAGGAGUAGGUGUUCAGAUCAAGCCCAGGAGUCUCUUGAUAAUAUUCUUCUGGAUCUUUACAAGAGAUGCGGGAGAUUAGAUGAUCAAGUUGCACUUCUGAAACACAAAUUGUACUUGAUUCAACAAGGAAUGGCUUUCAAUGGAAAGCGUACCAAGACUGCUAGAUCCCAAGGGAAGAAAUUUCAGGUUUCAGUGGAGCAAGAAGCAACGAGGUUACUGGGAAACUUGGGGUGGGCACUCAUGCAGCAGAACAAUUAUGUUGAAGCAGAAGAUGCAUAUAGACGGGCGCUUAUGAUUGCACCCGAUAAUAACAAGAUGUGCAAUCUGGGUAUCUGCUUAAUGAAGCAAGGGAGAAUUGCUGAGGCCAAAGAAACACUGGGACGAGUGAGACCCGCUGUAGCAGAUGGCCCAAGAGGGGUAGAUUCACAUCUCAAAGCCUUUGAAAGGGCCCAACAGAUGCUUCUUGACCUAGAGUCAGAACUGAUGAAUAAAGGAGUUGACAGGGUUGAACAGAGUCGGCUCUUUGAUACCUACCUGGGUUCGUCCUCCAUUUGGCAACCUCAGCCUUGCAAGGAGCAGCAGCCCACUGUUCUGUCCCUGUCCUCCACCACCACUAAUACAACAAAGCUACACCUACAAGAUGAUUUUGCUGACGAGAAUAUUGAUUCAAAUAGAGUACCCAACCAGGCCGUUCCGUCUCAUAGGAGCAUGAAACCUGUAAUUCCAAAUUCACUCAACAUCGACGCACCACCAUUCUAUUCAUCCAAGUUAGUAAAAGAGCCAACUCCGGGCCAUUUCCAUGACCCUCUGGGAAGCCUCAAGAGGACCAGAUCCGGCAAUGCCGCAGCUGCAACCAAGGAGAAUAUAUGGGAACCACACUUGACAAAACGCACUUCAUUUACUGCUGUAGAGCAGCCAGAACAGAAGAGCAGGAGACGAUCUCUUUGCAAUGAAGAAGCUGGGGACGAGUGGACGGAGCUAUUGCCUGAUAGUAAGGACUUUGAAGAGGCCAUAAUUGCAGCAAUUCUUGGUCCCUCUAAUGAGAUGCCCAAGACUGAUGGUACUAACAACCCUGGAAUCUGCCAGAGAAAAAUCGACAAGAGGCUGAAGGUUUUUCAAGAUAUCACACUGUCCUUGAGCCCAAGAGCCUGACCGAAACGUACUACUAACUUCACUAGUUUUUUUACCCUCUAAAAUUAAUUAUUUGUAGGUUGGAGAUGAACUUGUUCUCCCUGGCUCCCAUUCCCGUAGAGAGGAAAGGAGUGUGCUGCUGCUGCUGCUGCGUUGGUCACUGCUCUGGCAUUGGUCAGUUGAUUUGUUGCUUGCCGUUCUCAUUGAAUUCAGUCUUUCUCACAGAAGGCAUAGUUUUGCCUCCAUAAUAAACUACAACCACAAUAAAUUGUAUUGACUUUGGGUCUGCAAUUGAAAAUUCCGGUUAUCAUAUAUAAAAAUCAUGGGCAGUCUUGCAUGUAUCUUUUUUC
Nelumbo nucifera (sacred lotus) is the source of this 2559-nucleotide messenger RNA. RefSeq names its product Tetratricopeptide repeat (TPR)-like superfamily protein. Lineage: Eukaryota; Viridiplantae; Streptophyta; Magnoliopsida; Proteales; Nelumbonaceae. Gene Ontology annotation, molecular function: protein binding. The record is from RefSeq and is a predicted model, not a curated record.